CCCGCGGCCGCCGCCGCCAUUUCGGGCAGUGCUGUGAGGCUGAGACCCUCGCCGGUCCGCUGGGCGGCGGGGCGCCGGAGCUGGAGGGGCGCGCACGGCGGCGGCGGCGGCGGCGGCGGCCAUGGCAGGCAACUUCGACUCGGAGGAGCGGAGCAGCUGGUACUGGGGCCGGCUGAGCCGGCAGGAGGCGGUGGCGCUGCUGCAGGGCCAGCGGCACGGGGUGUUCCUGGUGCGGGACUCGAGCACCAGCCCCGGGGACUAUGUGCUGAGCGUCUCCGAGAACUCGCGCGUCUCGCACUACAUCAUCAACAGCAGCGGCCCGCGCCCGCCGCUGACACCGUCGCCCGCCCAGCCUCCGCCCGGGGUGAGCCCCUCCAGACUCCGAAUAGGAGAUCAAGAGUUUGAUUCAUUGCCUGCUUUACUGGAAUUCUACAAAAUACACUAUUUGGACACUACAACAUUGAUAGAACCAGUUUCCAGAUCCAGGCAGGGCAGUGGAGUGAUUCUCAGGCCGGAGGAGGCAGAGUAUGUACGCGCCCUCUUUGACUUUAACGGGAAUGAUGAAGAAGAUCUCCCGUUUAAGAAAGGAGACAUCCUGAGAAUCCGGGAUAAGCCUGAAGAGCAGUGGUGGAAUGCAGAGGACAGCGAAGGCAAGAGGGGGAUGAUUCCAGUCCCUUACGUCGAGAAGUAUAGACCUGCCUCCGCCUCAGUAUCGGCCCUGAUUGGAGGUAACCAGGAGGGUUCCCACCCACAGCCAAUGGGUGGGCCGGAGCCUGGGCCCUAUGCCCAGCCCAGCGUCAACACUCCGCUCCCUAACCUCCAGAAUGGGCCCAUUUAUGCCAGGGUAAUCCAGAAGCGAGUCCCUAAUGCCUACGACAAGACAGCCUUGGCUUUGGAGGUCGGUGAGCUGGUAAAGGUUACGAAGAUUAAUGUGAGUGGUCAGUGGGAAGGGGAGUGUAAUGGCAAACGAGGUCACUUCCCAUUCACACAUGUCCGUCUGCUGGAUCAACAGAACCCUGAUGAGGACUUCAGCUGAGUAUAGCUCAACAGUUUUGCUGACAGAUGGGAACAAUCUUUUUUUUUUUUUUCCAACUGCCAUCUAUACAAUUUUCUUACAGGUGUCAAAAGCAGUCUAGUUUAUAUAUAAGCAUUCUGUUAAUACCUGUGAUCUUUCUUCAAUUGAACUACUCCAUUCCUAGUCUUAUUUGACCAUAUUCAGGGUACGAAACUGGAGGGUUUGAGGUUAGCUUGUGAAUGAACAGGUGGUAGCAGUCAUGCAUGCCGUGUGCAUCAGAAGGGUUAGGUGCAUUGCCUCCGUUCCCUCAGGAACCUGUGGAAAACUCGUGGACAGGAGAGGAGUAUCGCACACUGCUUGCCCUGACUUACUCAGCAGUUUGUGUGCGUUCUGAGACCACACUGUCACAUGGCAGUAGCCUGUUGCCUUCCACCUCCGUGAAUCAUGCACCGUGUGAAUAGUACCCAGUGGGAUUGCUGUUCCAUUCAUGGAUCGGGACCGUUGUAUGACUCACUCUGACAUUUCAAAUCCUGAGAAUUCUGAGAACACUACUAGAGGCAUUUGUCUUCCUUCCUAGUCAAUGCUUCAUACUUUUUCUUGGGAUUCUUUCAACCCUUGUCAUUCUUGUUCCUCCAACUACAAAUAGGUUAAUUCUUAGAUAAGUGUUUUCCUUCCUGAUGAGAAGCAGAAUGUGCAGAGCACUUGAUUGAGUGCAUAGCUUUAAGCCAGUAUUGGACUCACAAAACGGACGGCCAAACCCCCAGCUCUCUGCCUUCCUCCCAGGGGUCAGUAUGCUCACUCUGCUGCAGCAGCUGCCUACACUCCUGGCUUUUGGAGCCCAGCAGGGCUGUUUCUCCUGAGUGGCAGUGUUCUGUUUCAAUUGGAACCCUCAGAUUCUGUGUAGAGUGGAAGGACCAAUCACUUAGAAUAUUUCUUGGAAGGUUUGGGGGCCAAAUUCUGCCCUCUGUGUUAUGUGCAGCUUGUAUAAAAAUGAAGGUAGAGCUACAUGAAUUUGAGGAUAGGGUUAGCACUUUGAAAACUAUUUGAACCAAUCAUGAAUUACGUAUGUAUUAUUCAUUUCACAUGGCUGGAAUAGUUCUUAAAGUACAUCACAUUAUAAACUGCCUUCAUUUUUUUUUUUUCUUCACAUUUGGUUUACAAACUCUUUAAGUAUGAAAUGGUUUAUAUGGGGUCAGAUGCUCCAAAGAAUAGACUAUGAGACCAAAAAUAUUUUGGCUUUUUUGUCUGCCACCUGAAGUUAACUUUAAAAGUUAGGUCCAAGUCUAUAAAGCACUUCCUGGUCUGUGGUGUAGAGUGACCAAUGGAGACAUCUUAUACUUUGCUUUGGACCUCAUUUUAGGAAAAUCAUGUACCUUUCUAAUUGUCCUGUGCAGGUUAAUGUGAUGAGUUUGCUUUUUUUUUUUUUUUUAAACAAUAUGCCAAAUUGUGGUAUCCCAGUGACUAGCACAUUGGAACACAGUUCAUGUGCAGGUGUUUAGAUGAGUGAUUGAGGGGGAUGCAGAAGCUUAUUACAUGACAUAAGAAAGCUAGUUGGCACAGGACUACACACAGUAUCGUAAGGAAACUAAUGAGAUAAUGCUAAUUUAUUUUUACCUCACAUUAAGGUAAUGCUUGAUAAAGAUAUUAAUAUUCAACUUUAAAAUGUUAGCAAAGUGCUAUGCACAUGGUGGGUGCUCAGUAAUGUCAAAUGGACAGAUUUGCAAUGUUAGACAUAAUUCCAUCUGACUCCUUUGUUAAAUUUUCAUUAAGAGUAUAAAUACUGUAACAUUCAAAUACACAUUAAAACUUGUUUUCCUGAAAGUAUGGCAUCUAAAAUAUUUGUAGAAAAACUUUGUCACAACUUAUUUGAAUGUUUGUAUUUUAUUUUGUCUUUGACAUUGCGUUGUAAUAUCUUCUUCAUCUUAUGUAAUAUUAGUGGAGUGAGCAACUCUUCCCAAAUCAUGAGACUUUCUCAGUGAGCAGUUGUCUGGAGCCUUUACGUGAACUGUUGGGUUGGAUUUAGCUGUGUGUGGCGGUUGUUGGACCUCAAGAAAUCAAAGGACUUCUUAUUAGUGUCUUCCCCCCACCCCCCAAAAAAGUGCUAGACUUCCUGUUCAAGUGCUUAUGUACAUUGUCACAGAGCAAAGUAAACUGAAAUUGGCUGCUAUAUUUUAUAUAAUCAUUUCUGCAAAAGCCCAUUUUUUUGGAUACUAAUAUUUGACAUGUUUAAUUCUUAUUAAUUUGUUGGAAUUGUUUAUUGUUAAUAAUGCAAAUAGAUAAUUUUUAAUUAUCCACAAGUAAUAUUUCACUAUUAAUGGUUUGAAAUGGGUGACAAGCAAACCAAUUUGAAAUAAAAUAUGAACAUGUGCCAUUGUAUUAUAACACUAUACACUUUCUUGACAGUUAAAUUUUAAAAAGUUUUUUUGUAGCAUGUAUUGUAUAUGUUUAUAGUAUAUGUAGUAAAUAAAAAUAU
Messenger RNA from Ochotona curzoniae (black-lipped pika), 3488 nucleotides. RefSeq names its product CRK proto-oncogene, adaptor protein (gene CRK). The transcript has 3 exons. The coding region runs from base 122 to 1036 and encodes 304 amino acids. NCBI's taxonomy places the organism in Eukaryota, Metazoa, Chordata, Mammalia, Lagomorpha, Ochotonidae. Gene Ontology annotation, molecular function: protein binding. The record is from RefSeq and is a predicted model, not a curated record.